AGCCAAUUCAGAGAAACAUUGUCUUAAAACCUUCCUCUCUUCCUCUGUAAAAUCCUCCUAAGUCCACUUAUAUCCAACAAUAUUUUACCUGUGUCACUGCCAGUAGCUGCUUGCUCUUUCUAGGAAAAAAUAAUGGUGACUGUUGAUGAAGUUCGCGAGGCUCAACGUGCCAAGGGCCCUGCCACGGUCUUGGCCAUUGGCACCGCCACCCCUCCCAACUGCGUCCUCCAAAGCACCUACGUAGACAGCUACUUCCGCAUCACUAAUAGCGAGCACAUGACAGAGCUCAAGGAAAAAUUUCGGCGUGAAAGAUCCAACAUCGAGAAGCGUUACAUGCACUUAACGGAAGAUAUAUUCAAUGAGAACCCUAAUAUCUGUUCCUAUAUGGAACCUUCCCUAAGUGCUAGGCAGGAUAUUUUGCGAGUGGAGGUACCAAAGUUGGGCAAAGAAGCAUCUGUCAAAGCCAUCACCGAAUGGGGCCAGUCCAAGUCCAAAAUCACCCACCUUGUACUCUACACAAGUUUCGGUAGAGUAGAAAUGCCUGGAGCUGACUAUGAGCUUAUCAAUCUAUUAGGUCUCCACCCAUCUGUUAAACAUGUCAUGAUCUGUCAAGUAGGAUGCCAUGCUGGUGGCACUAUACUUCGCUUGGCCAAAGAUAUAGCAGAGAACAACAAGGGAGCUCGUGUCCUGGCGGUCUGGUUAGAGUUUAGUGACGUUGCCUCAUUUCAUGGACCUAGUGAAUCUUGUCUGGAUAACCUUGUUGGUCAGGCCUUAUUCGGUGAUGGUGCGGCCGCAGUUGUUAUUGGUUCGGACCCAAUACCUGAAAUUGAGAAGCCCUUGUUUCAAUUGGUAUCAGCAUCCCAAAGUAUCUUGCCAGAGAGUAAUGGAGCUCUCACCGGUCGUAUGCAAGAAGCUGGGCUUAUAUUCCACCUUGACAAGAAUAUUCCUAAGAUAGUCUCCAACAAUAUUGAGAGGUGUCUAGUGGAGGCAUUCCAGCCUUUAGACAUCAUAGAUUGGAAUUCCAUUUUCUGGAUUCUGCACCCAGGUGGUCGAGCUAUAUUGGACCAAGUGGAGGUGAAGUUGGGUCUUAAGCCUGGAAAGCUCCGAGCUUCGAGACAUAUUUUGGCUCAAUAUGGCAACAUGUGGAGUGCGUCUGUGCUGUUUGUCUUGGAUGAGAUGAGGAAGAAGUCAGCUGAAAAUGCGCUGAAAACUACAGGAGAAGGACUUGAAUGGGGCGUGCUGGUUGGGUUUGGACCUGGGAUGACACUUGAAACAGUGGUCCUCCAUAGUGUGGCUAUUUAAUUAAAUGGCAUAUUGCUCUUAAUUAAGUUUCUAUUGAAUAAAGUGAAGAUCUUAAUGUAUACCUUGAGCGACCAAGGAUUCAAGGGGUGAGUCUUUGUAUUGUGCAAGUCGUUCACUAAGUAUCAAUUUUUAUUUAAUCAAAUAUCAUCCAACAGAGAUUAUAAAUUAAUUAAAUAUCA
Messenger RNA from Rubroshorea leprosula, 1481 nucleotides. The record is from the annotation of a GenBank genome assembly. Lineage: Eukaryota; Viridiplantae; Streptophyta; Magnoliopsida; Malvales; Dipterocarpaceae.